GACAACCAGCUGAAACAGCUAGAUGCACGCAUUGCUACCUUGGAGGCAAGGCCUCCCCAAGCAGCGCCAGGCUGCACGACAGAUAUGACAGACAUGACGAAGCAGCUCAAUGGGCGCAUUGAUCAUGUCGUCAAUCUCAUCGGCGACAUAGGUGUUUUCAAUGGGCCGGACACGAUCAGUAGCACGGUGGCCGCCAUCAAGACGGACAUCACCAAGCUGCAGACGAAACCGGACGCCGCCACGAAGAAUUACAAGAUGCCGCAGUUCGACAUCAGCAAGUUCGACGACCACAACAAGACGGACGCUUUGGCAUGGUGGCAACGUUUCCUCACGGAAGCAUCAUGCCGCACUGUCCCGGCCGACGACAUGAUGAAGGCGCUAUACUUGCAACUGAUUGGAGGAGCGCAAGCAUGGAUGAACCAUCUGGCGACUACCCACAAAUGCACCAUCGCCGAACUCCACACGCACCUCACGUGGAAAGAUUUCGAGAAGCUAUGGUUCACCCAGUUCAUGAUCCGCAACGUCCUGAAGGCAGCCAUGAACGAGGUGUACACCUGCUCUCAAGGGAGUAUGCCAACUCGAGACUGGACAACCAAGUGGCAGAAGAUAGUGACCACGCCAGGCUUCGAUUUGAGCUUUCCUAAUCAACGAUCCGAGUUCUUCUCCCGAUCGUGCGCAGGAUUGCGGUCGGCACUCGGUAACGAGUACGACUAUACCUCGUUCCAAGCUAUCCUGGAUCGCGCAAACCUGGUCAUCCAAACGGACGACAAGGCCGCUAACGAGAAACAAUCCCAGCCGCAUUAUGUGGCUAAGCAGGGCUAUCAACGUCCGACACAUAACAAUUUCGUGAUUUCUGAAGAAACAGACGACCUCCACGUUGCAGCAGCAUCCUCGAGUGAUGGAGGAAUUGUAGCAGCGCUCCCGCCGAAGAGUCCCAAGAGAGUUCGGAAGAACAAGGCGACACAAGAGACGGCAUCGACGGGAACUAGGCAGCAGCCAUGGACGGCUUACAAGAUAACCAAGGAUGUCUAUGACCUUCGUCAAAAGUACGGAUACUGCCUUUGGUGCAACGGCGUCAUGCAUUUGACCGCACAAUGCCCCGAAAAGGGCAAGACACGCGCAACCUGUAGUGCCUUGAUUGAUUGCGGAGCGUCUCGCAACUUCAUGAGCCAAGCCUUUACGGCCCGCGCAGGCCUUGACCCGCGUGUUCGAAGGAAGACACAACCCACGCAAAUCGCACUCGCGGACGGCCGCACGCAAAAGUCAAUACACCGAUGCGUCGAUGACGUUCCGGUAUACUUUGCGCCACUUGCGUGCGAGCCGGUGUCUUUUGACAUCCUCGACACCAAGUUCGACAUGAUUCUAGGCAUGUCUUGGUUGCGUAGCGCCGAUCAUCCGGUGAACUUUCAUGACCGAACCGUUCACAUCUGUGAUCGGAACGGAGUGUUARUCCCAUGUACGGUCGCGACCCCUCACACUUCGAUUGCUUGUCACGUGGAUUCCGUUGCGAGAAUUCGCGACGCCAUUGCUCGGAAUGACGUCGAGGAGAUGGGCCUUGUAUUCUUGCAUGAUCUCCCCUCGCCGGACGAACCAGCCGCGUCACCGCCGGACCCACCCAUUUCUCACCUCUUGGACGAGUAUAGAGACGUCUUCGAGGUUCCCACCGGAACGGUUCCGGAUCGGCCCAUACGUCAUGGGAUCACUCUCGAGGCUGGCGCCGUCCCUCCGCGUGGAUGUAUCUACCGCAUGAGCGAAGAGGAACUCGAGGUGCUUCGCGCACAACUCGAUGACCUUCUCGACAAGGGCUGGAUUCGCCCUAGUUGCUCGCCAUACGGUGCCCCUGUUCUCUUCAUCCGGAAGAAGAACAAAGAUCUACGGUUAUGCAUCGAUUAUUGAAAACUUAACGCACAAACCGU
Chara braunii is the source of this 1916-nucleotide messenger RNA. The record is from the annotation of a GenBank genome assembly. Lineage: Eukaryota; Viridiplantae; Streptophyta; Charophyceae; Charales; Characeae.